UAUGGGUUUGAAAAUAAAAAUUCAAGCUAUCUUUAAAUUUAGAGUUUAGUUUUUAUAGAAUGUGAAUAUAAAGAUUUAUAACUUAGAGCAUCUUUAAUAAGAGUAUCAUCGAGAGUUUCAUAGACUAAUGAUUCGUACCUUAAUUUUCUUUUAUCAUUGGAGUUCCAUGACGCGGCACAGAGGAUAUCAAAAUUGAUGAUACAGUGUUUUAUUUAAGGUGUCGUAUCAUCAGAAGAAGCAGUGGUGCAGAUUGAGGCGGCGCCAUGUGUGAUAAGAACGACUAUGUUUACAGAUCCAUGCAUUAGUGAAUAUGACAGUAUUUCUUGUUACCAUACGUGCAAAAUAAAUAAAUAUUUAUUAGGUGGUACAUGCAAAAAAGGAUCAUUGUAAACUUGCUUCCAUUUCAAAGCUACAAGUUGUGGCUUCUCAAAACAUUGAUUAAGGGGAUACAAAAUAAAAAGUUGGUAACAAUGAAGAGGAAAAUACUUUUUGGCAGGCACUUUUUUCUCAUUAUUCUCUUAGUUGCUCAAGAAGCAAGGGUGCAGAUUGAGGCAGCAUGUGACAUAAUAUUGCUUAGAUACAAAUAUGCACCAUGCAUUGAUUUAAUUGACGGCCUUUUUUGUCGUCUUGAAUGUUUUAGGGCGAAUAGACUUUUAAAGGAUGGUUGCUGCAUAAAUGGUAAAUGCACGUGUUAUGGUAAAUGCACGUGACUAAAUGGCUUGAUUUUGUAUCCAAUAAGUAAACAAAAUUAAGCUAUUUAUAAAAAAUUCGGAUUAUGUUUACCGAAUUUUUUUGUCUUGAAAAUAAAAUUUAGAUUCUGUGUAUCGAAUUUUUCUUGAAUAUGCAUUAGAAAAAAAUCAAUUUUUGCGUACCAAAUUUUUUGUAAGGAUAAAAUUGAAAUUUUCGGGGUGAAAAAUAAUCACGGGGUGUGAAGAAAAGCUAUCCUGUUUGUUUCUCUUUGUAAUUUUGAGUUUCUGGUACACUUUGUACUAAGUCCCUUUUCUUGAAUAUAAUUUAGCCUUAAAAAAAAAACUUGAAUUACAUUGGU
This is a messenger RNA of Trifolium pratense (red clover), 1048 nucleotides long. Its product is annotated as nodulin-1-like. The coding region runs from base 369 to 710 and encodes 113 amino acids. The transcript is spliced from 5 exons. The record is from RefSeq and is a predicted model, not a curated record. NCBI's taxonomy places the organism in Eukaryota, Viridiplantae, Streptophyta, Magnoliopsida, Fabales, Fabaceae.